UGACGGGAAGGAACGCAUGACGUAACGUCCUGUGUAAACAUGGCUGCGCGCUGGCGAAAGUCACAUUACUGCAAGUGCUGAAUACCUCCAUUUAUUAAUGUUCAUUAUUAACUGUCUGUCCAGCAACAAAUUAGCUACAUCUGGGAGUACUUUCUACACUUCGCAACUGCAGCAGUCCGGCAGGAUAAUUCAGUCAGCAUCAUGGUCCAUCUAUCAUCCCUCCUUCUAAAGAAGUACCACGGGGGGCACGUCGUCAUCCGCUUGGCGCUCGCUGGCCACAAACAGGCCAACAGACCCUUCUAUCGUAUUGUGGCAGCUUACAACAAAAGGGCACGAGACAGUAAAUAUUUGGAACAGCUAGGUUCCUAUGACCCCCUCCCAAACAUCUACAAUGAAAAGCUUGUCAGCUUCAAUUUUGACCGAAUCAAGUACUGGAUGGGCUGUGGUGCACACCCCACAAAGCCAGUAGCCAAACUUCUAGGGUUGGCAGGAUUUUUCCCUCUGCAUCCCAUGACAAUAACAGAGGCAGAGCGGUGCAAAGCUCUCGCACAAGUGACAGAAACAGUGACGUCAACAGAGGAAGGUGUGAAGGAGGAAGAAAAACAUCCAGAAGUAUGAGAGUUAUAGCUGGGGACUGUGUGAGAGACUGACCAGUAUCAACAGAUGUCACAGUCAUUUGCAAAGACAACAAAUCAAUUCAUUUUAUCACCUUUCGGAUGGACUUCUCAUGGCAACUUGUUAUUACACAGUGCACUUCUAGUCACUUAAAUCAUGUCUAUGAACCAUGCACAUAGAAUUGUGAUAUCUCAUAAAAUUCAAGCAUGGGGCAUCAUAACAGAUGGAUGUUUGAAUUCACUGCUAAUUAAUUAAAGAAUUACAAUGACACUAGUUUUAUUGUGUUCAGCUGCAUAUUUUUAUUGACUUCUGCACAGAUUGUCAAGCAAUGAAUCAAUUUCCUUGUUUCUUUUUGACUGAACAGUGGUUGCAUACUUUCGUUCUCUGUUUGUUUUUUACGACCCAUGCCAGAAGGUAAGUUAUGGAAAUUACUUGCAUGAGUAAACA
Myripristis murdjan (pinecone soldierfish) is the source of this 1062-nucleotide messenger RNA. It is a transcript of the gene mrps16, whose product is annotated as mitochondrial ribosomal protein S16. The transcript has 4 exons. The record is from RefSeq and is a predicted model, not a curated record. Lineage: Eukaryota; Metazoa; Chordata; Actinopteri; Holocentriformes; Holocentridae. Gene Ontology annotation, biological process: mitochondrial translation. Gene Ontology annotation, cellular component: ribosome; mitochondrial small ribosomal subunit. Bases 202 to 618 code for a protein of 138 amino acids. Gene Ontology annotation, molecular function: structural constituent of ribosome.